AUGGAGACAGUGUGUGGUGAUUAAGAAUGUGAAGUAUGAAUUUAUGGUUUCGCCCUUGUCUAGUUAGUUUACAUGCAUUACAAAAAUAAAAAGUAUGCGUUCUACAAAAGGACAGUAAUUGUUUUUAAUAUAAUUAUUAAGUACUGUUGGUGAGAACGCUGGUAAUUGCAGGAAGUUUGGCGUCCGAGUUAGGUUAGAAUUUAAGUGUGGUAGGCAUGCUGUUAACAAUGCUUGCCAAGAGAAGUGUAUUAAAACAUUUGUUUAAAUUGAAACAAAGGAAUGUUAUACCAUACACUUCGAAGUAUAAUUAUAAUUUUCCAGUUAUACUGAAUAGGAAGUUAACAACCAAAAACGAGAAAUGUGUCAACGAAUCCGAAACUCAGGGUAUAAGUGAAAGUGAGACAUCCAACAGAGAAACUGACAUAAAGCAACUUCUUGACGAAGCUUCAGUCUGCAGCGAUCCUCUUCCAGACAAUCCAGAAAAUGUUUGGUCAACUUCGCCGUAUCCUGAAGGAGUUUUGUUGAAAAGAGAUCAAUCCAGGCAUUUUAGAAAACCCAAUGUGGACCCUCGGGAAACUUCUGUUAUCCUGUUUCCUGGGCAAGGCACACAGUUUGUUGGUAUGGGGAAAGAUCUGAUGAAAUUUCCAAUAGCUCGUGAUUUAUUUGAUGCAGCCAGUGAUUUACUCGGCUAUAACUUGAGAGAACUGUGUUUCAAUGGUCCAAAAGAAGAACUUGACAAGACAGUUUACUGCCAACCAGCUGUGAUGGUGUGCUCACUUGCUGCUAUUGAAAAGCUUAAAGAAGAACGGCCAAUGGCAAUAGAAUCCUGUGUGGCUACCGCAGGGUUUAGCAUUGGUGAAAUCACUGCAUUAGUUUUUGCUGGAGCAUUAUCAUUUGAAGAAGCCAUAAGAUUGGUCAAAGUCCGUGCUGAAGCAAUGCAGUUAGCGUCGGAGAUUGUGCCAAGUGGUAUGAUGACCGUGUUCUAUGGCCCAGAUGCAAAGCUAAACUAUGCCUGCCUCCAAGCCAGGGAGUGGUGCUUGCAGAGGGGAAUUGAGAAUCCAGAGUGUUGUGUGGCGAACUACCUGUAUCCUGAUUGCAAAGUUGUUGCAGGACAUUUAGAGGCACUGAAAUUUAUCCAAAGCAAUGCAGAGCAAUAUAAAUUGAAGCGGCUAAAGAAGAUUCCUGUAUCUGGAGCAUUUCAUACAUCCCUGAUGCGACCUGCUGUUGAACCCUUUAAGAUGGCCCUUAGGAAAGCGGAGAUUAAUGAUCCCAUCAUUCAAGUGUUUUCAAAUGUGGAUGGGAAAAGCUAUAGGAAUGCAAAUCAUAUUAGAAUACAGCUUCCAAAACAGAUUUAUAGAGCAGUUAAAUGGGAACAGACACUACAUGUUCUGUAUGAGCGUAAGGUUGGUGAAUAUUUCCCAAGAACAUUUGAGUGUGGACCAGGUAAUUCACUGAAGUCACUGCUGAAGAUGGUGAAUGCUAAGGCAUGGAGUUCUUGUUUUAGUAUUGAGGCUUAGAAGUAAAUCCUGUAGUCUGACAAAAAAAAAUGUAUAUUUUAUACAAUAUUGAGUUCAUAUAAUACAAAAUGUACAAUAAAACAUCCACAAAGACAUAAUUAUAUAUUCAUCACACUUCAUGAUCAGCCUUGUAAAACACUUCAUACUUGUCCAUUUUACCUAAUAAAUUACUAGCAACUA
Messenger RNA from Cryptotermes secundus, 1697 nucleotides. RefSeq names its product probable malonyl-CoA-acyl carrier protein transacylase, mitochondrial (gene beg). NCBI's taxonomy places the organism in Eukaryota, Metazoa, Arthropoda, Insecta, Blattodea, Kalotermitidae. Gene Ontology annotation, molecular function: transferase activity. The record is from RefSeq and is a predicted model, not a curated record. The transcript is spliced from 3 exons. Bases 216 to 1517 code for a protein of 433 amino acids.